Messenger RNA from Sclerotinia trifoliorum, 2625 nucleotides. The record is from the annotation of a GenBank genome assembly. NCBI's taxonomy places the organism in Eukaryota, Fungi, Ascomycota, Leotiomycetes, Helotiales, Sclerotiniaceae.
UAUUACACGAUACUGUAAAUAUUGGAAUACAUCAAAUAUUCCUCCAUUGAGCUUCGAGCAAUUGCAAAUGCUGUUUACCACGAGGAAUUCAUAUAGUGAUGAUACCCGUCACACGAGGUUUUUAAAAAAUUUCAAUGUCAAGUCCUAGGUAAUCUAUCUCACCGCCAAAUACAAUAAAAGGCAGCUCAACAUGAACUAUCAGAAUUGGCUAAUAUGUGACUAUUAGGGUUUCUGCAAUUGAGCAGAACCACAUUGGUAGGUGCAUUAGAGAGUCUACAGCUCUCCAUUCUCGCCAUCCUGCACCAUGGGGGAUUUUGGCUGAAAACUCUGGGUUUCAAUACUUGAUUUAUUGUCAAAUCACUUCUCCCCGAUUUUAGAUCCAAUGUCUGACAUGAUUAAGUAGAAGACGGAAGUCUCCAUACGAGCUCUUCUAACUCAUUUGGAAACUUACGUUUUCGUCAUGGUUCCAGUGCCCGUUACGAUUCCGACUUCAAGGAUCAAGUAUGGGUGAAAACAUCGGGGAAAAGUAAGUAAGAUCUACCUGUCCGGCAAUUAUUCUCACUCACUUGUAUUCUAGUAUGCUCCGAGUUUGUCGAUGAGGCUCCCGAAUUAGAUGAGAUAUAUACAACAGUACUAAAACGUGAAAGCGAGUCCACAUCAGAGCCAAUUGACCGGCGGAAGAAAACGCCCCAAUCGGUCGUCUCGACAGAGUCGGCAGAACCAGCUCCUAUAUCUCGUACCAAAGCAUCUAUAGGUUCCUUCUCCAAGCAUCAGGCAAAAUCUCCAGUGAAGAGACGGAGACCAGAUGAUGGCGAUUCAACUUGUUCAAAUAAGAAUCCGAACAUCAAGUCCUACCCAAGAAGGCCUGCAAAGACCAAUGGUUAUCUCACCGAAUCGAGCAUAUUUGAUGGAACCAUGACCCAGCGACAUGUAGGACCAUACGUAUCUACAUUCUUCCCUCAAGCAUUGAGUGUUGGUAUUGAAGCCGUUGAUGGGCUACAACAGUCGGAAAUACAAGAAGCCUGUCUUUUGAGGUACUUUGCAGAUGGGUUAGCUUGCUUGGUACGUGUGUCCCUAAGGAAAAGCUAUUUUUACUUAUCACCACUUUCAGUUUGAUCUCUGUGACCCAGAGCGGCAUUUUGCUUUAGUAGUCCCACAGCGAGCAAAACAUUGUCCCGCACUUCUCAAUGCUAUUUAUACAGCGUCGGCGAGACAUCUUUGCCAACUUGAGCAAUACAAGAAAAAUGGUGUAGUCGAAUACCACGGAAAACAGCUGCCCAACUUACAUAUGGAGACUGCUGUGGAAUAUCACAGCAAAUGUAUCGAGCAUCUUGUAUCUGUGUCGGAUGAUCUCGAUGCCUUAUAUGAUGAAAAUCUAUUAGUAGCUUCUGUGAUAUUAAGGUUCUACGAGGAAAUCGAUGGUUCGCUCCUCCGAUACAAGAAUUUGAUAUCAAUUGACUAAUCACAUAUUGUAGCUCCUUUGAGUGGCGGAGAUUGGGCGCAAAAGGGGACUCAAGUAUUUAUCACAGCUCAAGCAUCAGGAGGUCUUGAUAGCAGUCUUCGUAGAGCAGCUUUUCGGGUGGCGUAUAGGCAAGAAGUUCAUAUGGCAUUCAUCAAGCAAAGGCCUUUCCACAUGCCUUUGCAGUGCCACGAAUAUCGGUCUUUAGAAUAUGCAGACGAUUUUACCUGGGCUUAUCGGACAAUUGUCCAUUGUGCCGAUGUAUUGCAAUACUGUUAUGGCCACGGGAGUAAAACCAAUAGUGAUUAUGAUAUGCUAGUUCAAUAUCAUGAAGGCUGGGAAAACUUGCGUCCACAAUCCUUCGACGCAUUAUACCAAAGAGGUGCCGCUUGGAAUACGAAGCAGGCUUUACCAGAGAUAUGGUAUUUAUCUGAUUGUCAUGGUAAGCUGUUUCAGGUUACUUGAGUGAAUGCGAUGCUCACUAUAGAGAAUAGUCACCGCCCAUCAACAUAUGGACAUCUCCCAGAUCCUACUCGCAACCUACAAUCCUCGAAUACCAAGGCUGGGACCGGGGCAUCGAGCAGCCAGCCAGAGAAUAGAGGUAUUCUCUCUCAUGUACGGCUUUGAUUGCCAUACUUAUUAAUAAUCUAUAGGCACAAAUAAACACGAUCGUCAAACGUCUUUGUGGUGUUGCAAUAUCAAAUCAUCGAUCUCCGCCUGCCAUGAACAUGGCAUGUAUGGCUAUUUCCAUGUGUAGGUCUUCCGAAAUUUCAUCAGCAAAUAAGAAAAUUAAUUAAUGAUCUUCCUUCACAGGCGGUGAACAGUUCACAAAAAUCGAAGAACAAGAGAGUAUUCUUGAAGUAUUAAAAUAUACCGAGAAGCAACAUGCAUGGCCAACCAAACACAUUCAGGAUAGACUGAUAGAAGCUUGGGGAUGUUCAGGAAAAGGUACAUCAAGCCACAGCCAAGAUAUUAUAGAAGAUGAUAUGGUCACUGUUGAUGGAUGGUUGUUAUGACAAUGUAUGAUAGAUGAUAGAUUUUGUUUUGCGCUACGAAAAACCAAGUUGUUUGUUCUACUGUCAAAUUUCCAAAUCACCACCAAGUCGAAUCUCGGACCUGCAAUGCUGUUUGAUGCUUACAUUGAUAUGUGCUCCAAGACAAAUUGA